UAACCCGCUCUAGAGACAUUUCUCGCGUAGCUUAAACUCAUCGCUAGUGUUAACCGAGCUCUGAACGAUGUCGGGAACCAAACAAACACUGGUGAUCUCGGCCGUGGGCAUCUUUGUGUGUUACUUUUACUUUGCGAUUCUCCAAGAAAAGAUCACUCGCGGCCGGUACGGUGAUGAGGUUCAGGAGGAUGGCUCUCGAGGCGAGCGUUUUACCUAUAUGUUGGCUCUCGUCGGCGUGCAAUGUGUCUGCAAUUGGAUGUUUGCAAAAGCUCUUCUUGUAAUCACACCGCAACCGGUGGAUGGUACGCCAAAGGUUUACUACGCCUCCAGCGCUCUCACGUACCUGCUAGCUAUGAUUAGCUCCAACAUGGCCCUACGAUGGGUUGCUUACCCGAUGCAGGUCGUAGCAAAAGCCGCCAAGCCGAUUCCGGUGAUGCUACUGGGUGUGAUCGUUGGCCGAAAAAGCUAUCCUGUGCAAAAGUACCUGUUCGUGUUACUGAUCGUGGUCGGCGUGGUGCUGUUCAUGUUUAAGGACGGAAAAGGAUCAACUGGACCCGUACUGGAACACGAAACGCUCGGUCAGUUGCUGCUGGUGAUGAGCCUCGCAAUGGAUGGCCUUACCGGGGCCAUUCAAGAACGAAUGCGUGCGCACAGCGCCCCCUCCGCCCAGCACAUGAUGUUGGCGAUGAACGGCUGGAGUGCGAUGAUAGUGUCCGUCGGGCUGGUUGUGACUGGCGAAGGCAAGGCAUUCAUUAUGUUUGCUAGCAGGCAUCCUCAGCUUUUCACACAUCUUACUCUACUGGCGCUGACCGGUGCGUUGGGUCAGCUGUUCAUAUUCAUGAUGGUAUCCUCUUUCGGUGCGCUAGCCUGCUCGGUCGUGACGACGACAAGGAAAUUCUUUACCGUGCUGUUUUCGGUGCUAUUUUUUGGAAAUGCGCUCUCUAAUCGACAAUGGAUUGGAGCUGUGCUCGUAUUCUGCGGUCUGUUUGCUGAUAUGUUCUUCGGUAAAAAGCAACCUGCUCCUAAUGGCAAAAUGGCUAAAGAGAAAUCGAAACACGAAGCGGAGCCUAUGACGAGCAAACAUUAAGUCAUGAGAUUCUAUGGCAUUUAAAAUAUAACAAUUCCAUCGUGGUAUUGAGCCACCCUAAAAACACAAUUCAUGCGCACAUUGUCGUGACGGCUAUUCUUCGUGACACGAAGCGAAAAGAUGCUAAUUCAGCCACUAUCCCUCUAGCGAUAUACCUGUGUCCUUCUUUAUUAUAAUUAUCUAGUGAGAAAAUAUAGAAUAAAUGAAAUCUUGUUUGUACGAAAGGUG
Anopheles nili is the source of this 1315-nucleotide messenger RNA. RefSeq names its product solute carrier family 35 member B1 homolog (gene meigo). Gene Ontology annotation, molecular function: UDP-galactose transmembrane transporter activity; UDP-glucose transmembrane transporter activity. Gene Ontology annotation, biological process: UDP-galactose transmembrane transport. The coding region runs from base 68 to 1087 and encodes 339 amino acids. NCBI's taxonomy places the organism in Eukaryota, Metazoa, Arthropoda, Insecta, Diptera, Culicidae. The transcript has 2 exons. The record is from RefSeq and is a predicted model, not a curated record. Gene Ontology annotation, cellular component: endoplasmic reticulum membrane; Golgi membrane.